Tribolium madens (black flour beetle) is the source of this 797-nucleotide messenger RNA. RefSeq names its product vacuolar protein sorting-associated protein 28 homolog (gene Vps28). Bases 114 to 755 code for a protein of 213 amino acids. Gene Ontology annotation, cellular component: ESCRT I complex. Gene Ontology annotation, biological process: protein transport to vacuole involved in ubiquitin-dependent protein catabolic process via the multivesicular body sorting pathway. NCBI's taxonomy places the organism in Eukaryota, Metazoa, Arthropoda, Insecta, Coleoptera, Tenebrionidae. The transcript has 4 exons. The record is from RefSeq and is a predicted model, not a curated record. Gene Ontology annotation, molecular function: protein-containing complex binding.
UGUCAAAUGUCAAACAAACGUCAAAGUGACAAGACGAAAAUGACAACCAUUGUUCUGUAAUCAAUAAAAAUAGUUCCACAAUAAUAAUAAAACACACAAAUAAUCAAUUAAAAAUGUCGGUUAAUCAAGAAAAUCGUCCGGAAUUGUAUGAAGAAGUAAAAUUGUUUCACAAUGCUCGUGAAAGAGAAAAAUACGACAAUCUAGCUGAUUUGUUUGCGGUAAUCAACACAUUACAGCAAUUAGAGAAAGCCUACAUACGAGAUUGUGUAACUCCGAAGGAAUAUACAGGGGCCUGUAGCAAACUCUUGGUGCAAUACAAAGCUGCUUUUAGGCAAGUCAAAGGAGAUGAGUUUCCUACAGUUGAUGCAUUUGUUCGCAAAUACCGAUUGGACUGUCCAGCUGCUUUAGAAAGGAUAAAGGAGGAUAGACCUAUUACUAUCAAAGACGAUAAGGGUAACACAAGUAAAUGUAUUGCUGAUAUUGUUUCUUUGUUUAUAACCAUCAUGGAUAAGUUGAGAUUAGACAUAAAAGCGAUGGAUGACUUGCAUCCAGAAUUGAGAGAUCUGGUCGACACUAUGAACAGAUUGAGUAUUUUACCGUCUGAUUUUGAAGGGAAAGAAAAGGUUACAGAGUGGCUCAACACCUUAAACAACAUGCAAGCGUCAGAUGAAUUGUCAGAUUCUCAAAUAAGACAAUUACUUUUUGAUUUGGAAAGUUCUUACGCCGCUUUUAAUAAGCUUCUACACAAUUCAUAAAUGUAACCCACAUUUUUAUAAUAAAAUAGGCUUAAGAAUCAA